AUGCUUUUCAAACCACUGUGAACAACUUAAUUGUAGUGGUCUCUUAUUCAUACUACCACAGUUUCCAUCUCGAUUCUUUCCCCAGUUGUCCACGACCAGAUCUUGGGGAUGCCGUCUGGGCCCAGGAAGCGCAUGCCAAGUGUCAGUGAUGACUGCAACAACAAUGAAAACUUCCAGCAGAAGAAAGCAAAAACCGAAGCAUCAAUGAGUUCACCACCCCAUAACAUGCAUAACGCAGUGAACUGGAAAAUUGAUGCAAAUGGAGACAAAUUCUGGGAGCUUUCUAAAAUGCGUCGUGUCACUAUCUCCUCCUUUCGAGGGAAGACACUCGUCAACAUUAGAGAGUAUUAUGAGAAGGAUGGGCAAGAGCUCCCCGGGAAAAAGGGCAUUUCUUUACCAAUCGACCAGUUCUCUGUUCUUGUAACAUUAUUACCAGAUAUUGAAAUGGUGCUUAAAGAGAGCGGGGAGUUUGUGCCGCGGCCAGAUUAUCCUCAGGCCAAUAAAAAGCCAAAUGGUGAUGAUAGUAAUGAAACAGACCACAGCGCGGAAUAUGAGAGCAAAUAUUCAAUGAAGAAGAAUAUUGAAGCAACCAGUGAGGAAGACUAGAACCAGGACAAGCUCUUAUUUGGUUCAGGAACCACAAUGGAUGAAAUUAUACAUAUUUCUCUGUUUAUAUUUGUGCAAAUGAUGUGCGCCAAAAAGCAGCAGAGUGGAAGUGGAAGAGAAGGAAGGAAAGGAAAGAUUAGGCAGG
Aspergillus novofumigatus IBT 16806 is the source of this 751-nucleotide messenger RNA. RefSeq names its product transcriptional coactivator p15/PC4 family protein. Gene Ontology annotation, biological process: positive regulation of transcription initiation by RNA polymerase II. The coding region runs from base 109 to 606 and encodes 165 amino acids. Gene Ontology annotation, molecular function: transcription coactivator activity; DNA binding. Lineage: Eukaryota; Fungi; Ascomycota; Eurotiomycetes; Eurotiales; Aspergillaceae. The transcript is spliced from 2 exons. The record is from RefSeq and is a predicted model, not a curated record.